Messenger RNA from Mus caroli (Ryukyu mouse), 4037 nucleotides. It is a transcript of the gene Rnf141, whose product is annotated as ring finger protein 141. Gene Ontology annotation, molecular function: ubiquitin-protein transferase activity. Gene Ontology annotation, biological process: protein autoubiquitination. The record is from RefSeq and is a predicted model, not a curated record. Lineage: Eukaryota; Metazoa; Chordata; Mammalia; Rodentia; Muridae.
AUUCCUGGGCGGGUGGAGACUCUGGGUCCGCCUUCGCGGUGGCGGUGGAGACUCUGGGUCCGCCUUCGCGGUGGUGCUGAGGAGAGCUUUCAGAGAUCAGCUCGAGCGGUUUUGAAUCUUGGCGCUGGCGCACUGAGCAGUUUAGCUGUUGGUUAGCAGAGCAGAAACUAUGUGAAGCAAAACUCUGAAUUCUGAAAGACAUCAUUUCACCAUGGGACAGCAAAUUUCGGAUCAGACGCAGUUGGUUAUUAACAAGUUACCAGAAAAAGUAGCAAAGCACGUCACCUUGGUUCGAGAAAGUGGCUCCUUAACUUACGAAGAGUUUCUUGGGAGAGUAGCUGAACUCAAUGAUGUAACUGCUAAGGUGGCUGCUGGCCAGGAAAAGCAUCUUCUCUUUGAGGUACAACCUGGGUCUGACUCCUCUGCCUUCUGGAAAGUGGUCGUACGGGUGGUCUGUACCAAGAUUAACAAAAGCAGUGGCAUUGUGGAAGCAUCACGGAUCAUGAAUUUGUACCAGUUUAUUCAGCUCUAUAAAGACAUCACAAGCCAAGCUGCUGGAGUGUUGGCUCAGAGCUCCACCUCUGAAGAGCCUGAUGGGAACCCAUCCUCGGUCACAUCUUGUCAGGCUAGUCUAUGGAUGGGCAGGGUGAAGCAGCUGACCGAUGAGGAGGAGUGUUGUAUCUGCAUGGACGGGCGCGCUGACCUCAUCCUGCCCUGUGCUCACAGCUUCUGUCAGAAGUGUAUUGAUAAAUGGAGUGAUCGACACAGGAACUGCCCCAUUUGUCGCCUACAGAUGACUGGAGCAAAUGAAUCAUGGGUGGUGUCAGAUGCACCCACUGAAGAUGACAUGGCUAACUAUAUUCUUAACAUGGCUGAUGAGGCAGGCCAGCCCCACAGGCCAUGACUUGGGGAAGACUUUCUGUUGUUAUUCUGAACUACAAAUACACUGUUGUCGUAGAGGAGGAGGGGAGGGACGUUGUGGCACACACAGAAAUAUCAGUUUUCCCACCCUCUUAUUUUUGCUAUUCUGGUAUGUACGGUUCUUAAAUAAACCCUCAUGUCUUCCAUGUAUGGUGGGCUACAGUUUGCUACUGUUUAGCCAUAUUUCCCACAGUCCACCUAUUCUAUGUUGCUCUUGAGCCCUUUGCUACAGAUAGCAGCAAUACUUGACACUACUGCUUUUCAGGGAGGGAGGGACUGUUCUGGCAUCUUUUUAGUAGGUUUAAGUUUUAGAGUGUUGACAGUUGUAGCCAUCUGAGAUAAAUGACUGAAACUAAUGUCUCAGUUGGAACCUGAGGUGCGUGUGCUCUGCCCCCUUGUGGUUCAUUAUGGAUCCUUCAGUACUGUGGCCCAAUUGCUUCCUGAUGUUAUGUCACUUUUGGCCUUGGGUUCUGGAACUACUUAUUCUUUAUGUUGCCAUGAUGCAGCACACGGAUUAGGACUGUCUGGUUGGAACUUUGUCUCGAAAAUGGACUGUACCGGCUGCUUUAGAAAGGCAUCCCCGGACCUGGAUAGGCGUCCAUUGGAUUUUUUCAUAGUGCCCAUGUAGCUUGAGUUUUCAGAAGGAUUUUUUUCUUUUAUAGAAACACACAUUUUAUAUUUCCAGAUUACACAGAGGCAUCCAGUCCUGAGCCAGGCAGCAUUUAUUUUAGGUAAAGACACCUUUCUGAGGCUUCGGUUUCCUCAAAUUUCUCAGAUUAAAAGAAGAGGAAGAUCAGGUAAACCUCUUCACCAAGCAGUUGUAAAACCCUAAACUCCAGACCUUGAUUGGCUUUCUUCCCAUUUCUCUGCACUAUUCAGGCAUCUAGAGAGAGAACAGUGACAGGAGUGCGGCCUCAGUGACAGCCGCAGUGGCUUAUGGAGGAAGAACGUUAAUGCUAACAGUGCAGCCUAUGAAAGUACUAGUGCAUGAAAUAAGAAAUUUUAGCAUUCCAUAGAAGUCUUCUCACUGAUUUCUGGCAAGUUUCAAAUGUUCCUGUUUUCCUAAGUAUAGAUGUACACAAUUGAAGUUACUACUUAGUGAUUUUUGAUUCAGAUUUUAAUGAAUAUUUAAAUAAAACCCCUUUCAAAGAAAAAGAUCUGACUUGAUUCAAAUUUUAAUGAAUAUUUAAAUAAAAUCCCUCUCGGGGGAAAAAAAAAAAGGUCUGACUUGAUUCUGCCCCCAAAUACUGAAGACGUCCAUUCACUGUAAGGACAGGGCAGUGACAGACCAAAUGGCCAAGCAGUCCUGCCGAGCAUGCGGACAAGCACAGUGCUGUUGUCUAUCAUACCUUAGCUGAAAUGGUUUCACAGCCUGAGAAAGUCUUACUCUGUUGUAGGUUCCUAUUGAGAAACUCAGAUUGUAUUUGUGGUUUUCAAACAUUAGCAUUUCAAGUAAAUUCUGAGAGCCUAUUCACACACAUGCUACCCCAUUAUAGAGAAGCUACAUUUUAUUAAUACAGGUUUCCUUAUAUAAACCUUAGUGUGAUUGCAUUUAAGUCAGUAUAUAAAAAUGUGAAAAUGUAUUGGUGAUACAGUUACAUUAGAAUUUGUAAAUGAAAAAAACCUCUGUUUUGUAAAAAUCAUAACAAUUCAGGGCUAGAGGUGUAACUCAGUUGGUAGAGUGCUUGCCUAAUGUAUAUAAAGCCUGGGUUCCAUCCCAGCACUGAGUAAAAACAGUAAAAAAUGCUGGUGCACCCCUCCUACCCCAGCACUUGAGAGGAGGAAGCAGGAAGACCAGAAGCUCCAGGUCACCCUCCAUCACAUAGUGAGUUCAAGGAUAGCCUGGGCCACAUUGAAAUGCUGUUUCAAAAACAGUUGGGAUGAUCAGGCUAGAGAGCUAACUCAGUGGUUAAGAGCACUUGCUGUUCUUGCAGAGGACCAGAGUUUAAUCCCCAGCACCCACAUUAGUGGUUCACAACCACCUGUAUCUCCAGCUCCAAGGGCUCCAACACCCUCAUCUGACCACCUAGGGCACCCACAUGCCUGUUACACAGAGAGACACACUAACAAAACAACUUUAAAACAUUUUAAAAUUCAUAUUUGCAGAUGAUUCAAGCUCUUCUGUCAACUUUCAAGUGCUCCAUAGAACACAUUCUCUAAGCCUUGGAAUGAGUGACCUGAGCUGCUUUCUAGCCCUAAAAUUGUCCUUUUGGAUUUAGACUUGCUGGGUUUAAUUCAAAUUGUCUAAUUUUAAAGUGUUUCAGAAAUUAAUAACAUAGCUUUAGGGGUUGGGGAUAUUUCCAGCAAUAGCCAGAAUCCUUCAUUUUUGAAAGAAUAGAAAGUGAGUCCAGUGACUUGAUAUUGCCCACUGCCCUUUAUUUAAAGUGUCAUCUCUGAGAUACUAACUGGUCUACUGUGAAGCGUCAGUGUCUCCAACUGCCUUAUCAAGUAGUAAGCAGAGUUCUCUAUGCAUUCCAUUGAACUGGGUGGUGACUCCAGAUGUCAAUAGUAGGUAGGGUUCACCAUAGGAUCUAAUCAUAAAAGUUGUAAAUUUGUCUCAUGAGUAAAAUGUAUACUUUUUCUAUUCUGUACAGCUUUGCCUUUAUAAAAUAAGAACUACAUAAAUACAUUUACCAUGGUAGGAAAUUGUGUGCCUUCAGUGAUGUGCAAACUGCCUCCUGCUUUGGGGAAUUGAUGUAAAUUGUAUGUUAGUGCUGUGCUCAUUCAGUAAAGCAGGUUGACUCAAAUGCUGGAAACAGUGGGUUUCAGAAAGAGUCUGACUGUGCAUUGAUGUAAAGGCUGAGACCCGCAAAGCCUGUUUUAUUCUUAGGAAAAACUGAUACAAUGUGCAAUAAGUAAACUUUGCAAGUGAACAUUAGCUAACUCAAAAGACGUUUGCUUAUGUAAUUUCACAUUCUUAUAUACUAAAUAUUUAUAUUUAUUAGAGGACUAUUUUGUAUUGUGCUCUGGGGGUUGUGUUGUUUGCUGUUUUGAGGUGAUUUUCUUGUAUUAAUAUACAACUGGGUAAUAAGGCUGCUUGGAAACCUUUUUUUGGUUCCCUGAUUUUUUAACACUGGGAAGUUGGAUUCAUUAAAAGAUAGUCUGAAUAACUUGCA